This is a messenger RNA of Vigna unguiculata (cowpea), 963 nucleotides long. The record is from RefSeq and is a predicted model, not a curated record. Lineage: Eukaryota; Viridiplantae; Streptophyta; Magnoliopsida; Fabales; Fabaceae.
AUGGAGUCUGCAAGACUAGCAGUAGAAGCGACUCAGCAGAGGCACUUGGAAGCCCUGCAUCAAAUAGGGGAAAACCGUUCAGCCGUUGGCUCUUCCCAAGCUUCACUGCCCCGAGUGCAAGAGUGGAGUUUGGAGGAUUUCCUACAACACCAUCCAUCCCACUUUGAUGGCAAAGUUAGCCCGGAUGGAGCUGACCAAUGGAUGCGGGACAUGGAACGAAUCUAUGAUGCUAAGAGAUGUCCUGCAGAGAACAGGCUGACAUACACUGAGUACCUUCUUGCUGGAGAGGCCGUGCAUUGGUUGUCCAGCAUGAAGAUGAUGUUGGAGGACAGUCAUGAGACCAUCACUUGGGAACUGUUUAAGAAGAAGUUCUAUGCCGAGUUCUUCCCAGAUUGCAUGAGGUAUGCGAAGGAGGUUGAGUUCUUGCAGCUGAUGCAAGGAGUCAUGUCAGUGUCUGAGUACGCUGAAAAGUUUAAACACUUGGGCAGAUUUCACACCCUGAAGAUGGCGGAGGACUGGCAGUGUAGAAAAUUUGAGAAUGGGUUGAGGGGUGACCUCAAGCUCAUGGUGGCUCCGCUCUCUAUCAAGGAGUUCCCUGCCUUGGUAGAGAAGGCAAGAGUGAUGGAGAAACUCAAGGCGGAAGUUGAAGCUCAGCAGAGGUCUCAGUUGAAGGUGGGAGGACCAUCUGGGUCCAUGAGCAGACACGACGACAGGAGGAAGCCAUACUCUAGGCCUCAGCCCCAGGGGCCCAGGAGGUUCUCACAUCCGCCCCAACAGUUUCGGCCUUCUAGGCUGCAAUGCUUCCACUGUAGGGGGCCCCAUCAGAGGAGCGCCUGCCCCCAGCUUUCUGACAGGAGGACCUGCCAUAAGUUGACCAGUGUGUGUAUGGUUAUUUUUGAGGAUGACUGUAUUGUAUUAUACUGGCCUAUGUCAUCGUCUGCUUCUGAAUUACUAAAAAAUUAA